UUUUAUCCAAUCCUUUCUUGCCUUUUAGGCGACCCAGUUGAAAAUUUUGAGAUUUUUUUAUUGUUUGAUGUGUACCGAUUUUAAGAUUGGAUCUCUUUUGAUUUAGCUGUUUGAGAUUUCUUUCUUCUUUCUCUCUCUCUCUCUCUCUUUUGGUUGGUGACUGUGUUGAAUUAUCUUAUGAUGUUUCCAAUCCUUGUUUGUUUUGUAGGUGACCCAGUUUAAAAUUUGAGAUUUUUUUCUUGUUUGAUUUGUACCCAUUUGAAGAUUGGAUCUCUUUUGAUUUGGCUGUUUGAGAUUUCUUUCUUCUUCUUUUUUUCUUUGUUGGCUGGUGACAGUGUGUUGAAUUAUCUUAUGAUGUUUCCUUUUAAGCACUUGUUGUUGGAUUUCAAUCAUUUCACUCCAUUUAUUGAUAUAUUUGUUUUUUAUUUUUGCAUAUUUUUUUGAAUAUGUAUCCAGUUCAGUUAUUCUCAAUUUCCUCUGUUCAUAUUUUUAUUACAACAGUUUCUAUAAGAACUUUUCAAACCUCUCCAAACUUUUCAUGAUUUAUCUAGUUUUUCAUGCCAGAUUCUGCAUGUAAUUAUGUGGGACUCUAACUCAAUCUUUUCCUUUGUGCCUGAUUUUUACAGAACUCUUGAGUGAUAGACUUUGAAUGAAAUCUUGUUUUUCAUUAACGAGAUUCAAUUGAAGUGAAGUGAUUAUUCACUGGAAAACUUAUUUUUCAUAGUAUUGGAGGUACAACUGAAGCUGUUAGAUUUGUUUUAACUACACGAGUUCGUUGGAUAUUUGAGCAUGGCUGGGAAUCAAGAUCAGUUUGAGAUCAAGUUUCGGUUGACUGAUGGUUCUGAUAUUGGCCCCAAAAGUUUUCCUGCAGCUACUAGUAUUGCAACAUUAAAAGAGAGUGUUCUCGCUCAGUGGCCAAAAGACAAGGAGAAUGGCCCAAAGACCAUAAAAGAUGUGAAGUUAAUUAACGCAGGAAAAAUUUUGGAGAACAACAGAACAGUUGGGGAAUGCCAGAGUCCGUUAUGUGAUACCCCUGAUACUGUUACAACAAUGCAUGUGGUUGUGCAACAUCCUGCUACGGAGAAAGAGAAGAAAGCGGCAAACAAAGCAACACAGAACAAAUGCAUGUGCGUUAUUUUAUAGCAUCCAGAUUGAAUAGCAGAUGUCAUCUGUCUUAGUUGAUUAGGGACAGUUCAUUUUACAUAACCUGCGUCGUCAAAUAUUUCAACAUACACAAAUUAUUUGGUUGCAUGCCCCAUUCAUACUACAGUCAAGGAGUACUGGACUAUUUUCUUUAUAAAAAUGGAGUACUUGACUUGGUGAAGAUUGUGAAGCUUGUAGUUCCCUGAUUCCUCUGCGGCACUAAAUUUCUUGCACAAUUUCAUAGGAGAUGUUCUUCUUCUGGUUUCAACAUGUAUUAGGUGUUGCCUCAUCAGACACUUGGUAUAAUUGUUGAUUGAAAUGAACUCUACUAGUUUGCCAUCUUACCCCCUCAUAUAUUUUACAAUUCUUCUCUUUCGUGUAUCUGAUUCAACAUACUUAAUCCAGACAUGUAUGCGUUGAGUAUUUGAAUGUGUUUCAAUUUUCUGGUUGUUUAUAUGGUACCAUUGCUACCCACUCUUGUAUAGCAGCUAUGGCAAUAGUGAUUUAACAACAUCUCUCACAAAAUGGAGAUUUGAUGCUUGAA
This is a messenger RNA of Glycine soja, 1687 nucleotides long. RefSeq names its product membrane-anchored ubiquitin-fold protein 2-like. Bases 790 to 1143 code for a protein of 117 amino acids. The transcript is spliced from 3 exons. The record is from RefSeq and is a predicted model, not a curated record. NCBI's taxonomy places the organism in Eukaryota, Viridiplantae, Streptophyta, Magnoliopsida, Fabales, Fabaceae.